UUAAGUUCGGAACUAAAGUAGUCUCAUCCGCAGGCGAUCGGUGGACUUUUUCUCGCCGAACAACAACAGAGGAAGAAAGCAAAACAGAGUAUAAACCCUACGUAGCUCUUCUUCGUCUUCAUACUAAGAAAAAUGGCUGAUUCAGGCCACGAGACAGAGAUCAGAUGCCAUCACUGCGCAGGCCCUCUUACGAAAAACUUGGAAACCAGUGAAUGGACUGUGUCUCCCUUCAUCAGGGAUAGCUUUUCUAUGAUUGGAUCAGCUGUCGGUGGUACUGCAAGUGCAUUCAUUGGAUUUAACCAUGUUAUGCCAAUUGUACGCAAGUGGAUAAAAGGACCCAUGUGGUUACAUUUUCUUGUUGGGGCACCGCCUGUUAUAGUUGUUUCAUCUGCCUGUGCUGGAGUAGCAGGUGGCACCGUACCAGCACUGGCACAGCUUGCUUCAUCUUCAUACCGAGCAGCAGUCCAUUCGUCUCGACCACCAAAGGCACAAGAGAAUAACAAAAUGCAAAAGUCUACAACGUCUCCUCUGUAAAACAACAUAGCCACAGCUUUCACUUUUGUUUCAUUCUCUUUCUCCAUUUUGUAUGUCAAAAUCUUUGCUUUAAGAAGAAGGGAGGUUCUUGGUGUAGUAAAUACUUCUAUUUUAUAAAACUCAUUAAGUUCCGUGCCAAGGAUCAUUCUUGUCAA
Messenger RNA from Raphanus sativus (radish), 689 nucleotides. RefSeq lists its product as uncharacterized. The record is from RefSeq and is a predicted model, not a curated record. The coding region runs from base 133 to 534 and encodes 133 amino acids. The transcript has 6 exons. Lineage: Eukaryota; Viridiplantae; Streptophyta; Magnoliopsida; Brassicales; Brassicaceae.